AUGAUGUCUUCGCUCGACAGCGACCUCCACAAGGCAGAAGUCCUCACACUUGAGAACAUCGAGUCGGACAAGAAACCCAGCCAAACAGCCGAUUAUACACCUGAAGAAUUGAAAAGAGUAGUCAGAAAACUGGAUCUGAACCUCUUGCCGCUAUGCUUUAUACUAUAUACGUUCUCCGUCUUGGACAGAUCCAACUUGGGAAAUGCAAAGUUGGUCGGAAUGAAAGACGACAUCGAUAUAUCAGGCAACCGCUACGAAUGGCUCGGUAACAUCUUCUACAUCGCCUACAUCAUCUUCCAGUUCAACACUCUCGGAUGGAAGAUCUUCAAACCCCACAAAUGGGUCGCAUUCGUCGUCAUGUACUGGGGUCUAGCUAGUACCCUCCAAGCAGCAGCCUUCAACUGGAGUGGACUGAUGGCUUGUCGAUUCUUCCUCGGAUGGGCCGAGACCAUGUUCGGCCCGGGAAUUCCGCUAUACUUCUCCUUCUUCUAUCCUCGCGACAAGCUAGGAAGGAGAUUCGGAAUCUUCCUCGCUGGAUCUGCGCUUGCAAAUGCGUACGGGGGCGCCCUGGCGUACGGGCUUGGGCAUGUCCAUUCAAAGAUCUCCAGCUGGCGCUUUUUGUUCAUCAUCGAGGGUGUCCCGACAGUUCUGCUUGCUGUUGUUGCUUGGUUCUGUAUCCCGGAUUCGCCAUCUGAGGCUCGGUUCUUGACGCCUAGAGAGCGGGAGAUCGCUCAGGCUUAUGCGAAUAACCAGCCUGGGGAUUAUAAGCAUGAGGGGUUGCAGUGGAGCCAACUGGGGGAUGCUUUCAAGGAUUAUCGGAACUAUAUGUUCGCACUGCAAAACUUUUGCAACAACGUCAGCUUCGCCUCACUUCCAUUAUUCCUGCCAACCAUCGUAUCGGAAAUGGGAACCUUUACCGAAGUACAAUCGAACGGAAUCACCGCAUCACCUUACCUUUUGUGUUUCAUUCUGAUCAUCGUGGUCUCGAUGAUAUCAGACAAACUCCGCAUGCGAGGCCCCUUCGCCGCGUUCUUCGCCGUCCUCUCUGCGAUAGGCUUCAUCCUCCUCGGCACAACCGACACUGUUGGCCCACGAUACCUGGGAACCUUCCUUGCAGUGAUGAUUUUCGUGACAACUUCAAUCGUGUUGAUUUGGAAUUCGAAUACCAAUUCCACGGGCUCGAAGAAGGCUGGCGGAUUAUGGAUUAUGAUGACCGUUGGACAAUGUGGGCCGUUGCUCGGUACAAACGUGUUCCCUGAUGCGGAUAAGCCGUUCUAUCGAAAGGGAUCGUGGAUAUGUUGUGCGUUUGCCCUGUUGUCGGCAGCCACGGCUUCUACCUUGAGCUUCUUGCUCUGGAGGGAGAAUAAGAGAAGAGACCGGAUUUAUGGACCUGUGCGGGAGGGUACUCAGGUUGAUAUGAGUUCUACUGAGAGUCAGGAGGCGAACCUGAGAUAUAUCAUCUAG
This is a messenger RNA of Penicillium olsonii, 1464 nucleotides long. The record is from the annotation of a GenBank genome assembly. NCBI's taxonomy places the organism in Eukaryota, Fungi, Ascomycota, Eurotiomycetes, Eurotiales, Aspergillaceae.